UAUAUUUUGUUUUUCCAUUUUCGUUUUCUUUUUUUCGGGUUCAAGCAGAAAAAAUGAAGCUGAUUUUGUUGAGUUGGAAUUAUGGACACUCUGUAUUAGCCAAAAUUAUUAUUUAGGGGCUGUUCAUAGUUCUAGGAUUGAUACCCAGAUCCGCAUUUCUCUCUAUAAGAACGAACAUUCUCACAAUUCGCCAUGUUCUAAAAAAAGGAAUAUGUUUUUUUCAAGUAAAAUAAAAUUUUCAAAGACCUGGCAAAAAUAUUUUUGGUUAGUUUUUGCCUAGGUUUCGUUGUAAUUUUUUCUUUAUGACACACUCGCUUCAUUUUUCUGUCUUUAACAAAUCUAGACAACAGAAUUAUUACAUAUUUACAAAAUAUAGUUGCUAUUUUUGUUUUGUUUUUUGAAUUUUCAUUGUUGGUUAAUUGACAGUUUGACACCUGCAUUUUUUUUUGUUCCAUUUGUUCUUUGAGGGGGGGCCAAAGAUGCCUUUUGGGGUUUCAUAAUUUGGGUCAAGGAAUCCCCAUUUUGAUCCGUUUCUAACUUUUUGAGUUUUUUUCUUUGAUUUGGGGAUCUGGGUUGUUGUUGAUUUGUAGUAUAAUCAUUUUGGGAUCUCUCAAAUUAGCAUAUGAUUUUGAUUUGGGAUCUGGGGUCUUCUUCAUUAAGUCGAAAGUUGCAUUUUUUUUAUACCACCCAAAAUCAAGAAAUUUUCAUAUACACCAGAGAGAAGAUUAAGACACAUUUUUUUGAGGAAGGUGGAUUGCUAAUCCUGAGAGCGUUAUUUAUCUGGGAUCAUUGAAUUCUAUAACAUAGGAGAAAAACUGCAUUGAAUGAGGCAGUUUCCUGUUUGGAAAACGACAGGGGCUCUAAAUUAUGGGUUGCAUUUGCUCGAAAGGAACUCGAGCAAAUGAAUAUGUUGAAAACAACCGUCGCAAAAGAGACAAGGCCCACAAGGACUCCGGAAAAACAUCAAAAAAGUUGUCUGUUUCGUCUAAGAGGGACAAUGUUGUGGUGGAGGCAGAUGCCACUGCACGGCUGAUAUCGAAUCAGCAGGCAAAUCACAAUGCCGGUUAUGCGCCAGCAUCCUCUUCUGAUGAUGAGGAAAAGAAGGAAGCAUUGGCGGUUGUUGAGAGCUCUAAAAGGACCCCACCCCAGCUGCAAAGGCGGGCAACAAUGGAGGCCGGGCUAAGGGGCGGACAAGGGCAGCAACCGAGGAUGUCAAGGAUCAUGAGUGCAGCGGGUGGCGAGAGAGGGGCACAGGUGGAAGCUGGUUGGCCUUCUUGGCUAGCAGCUGUAGCUGGAGAAGCCAUCAAUGGGUGGAUACCUCGAAAGGCAGACUCAUUUGAAAAGUUGGAAAAGAUCGGUCAAGGAACUUACAGCAGUGUGUAUAAAGCUCGUGACCUUGAAUCAAACAAGAUAGUUGCCUUGAAGAAAGUGCGAUUUGCUAAUAUGGACCCUGAAAGUGUUCGUUUCAUGGCAAGAGAAAUUAUUAUAUUGCGUAGGCUUGAUCACCCUAAUGUCAUGAAGCUUGAAGGUCUAAUUACUUCUAGGGUGUCUGGAAGUUUAUACCUUAUAUUUGAAUACAUGGAGCAUGAUCUUGCAGGCCUUGCAGCAACAUCUGGGGUUAAGUUCACUAAGGCCCAGAUCAAGUGUUAUAUGCAACAGCUGCUUCGUGGACUUGACCACUGCCAUAGUCGUGGGGUUUUGCAUCGUGACAUCAAGGGCUCAAAUCUCUUGAUAGACUAUAAUGGCAACCUCAAAAUUGGUGAUUUUGGACUGGCAACCUUUUUCUGUCCCAGUCAGAAGCAGCCUCUAACAAGUCGUGUAGUAACUUUAUGGUACCGCCCUCCUGAGCUUUUGCUUGGUUCUACAAACUAUGGAGUCGCUGUCGAUCUGUGGAGUUCUGGUUGCAUUCUUGCAGAAUUAUUUUCUGGAAAGCCUAUCAUGCCUGGAAGAACUGAGGUGGAGCAACUGCAUAAAAUCUUCAAACUCUGUGGAUCACCUUCUGAAGAGUAUUGGAAGAGGUCCAAAUUGCCACAUGCAACUAUUUUUAAACCUCAACUUCCUUAUAAACGUUGUGUUCCUGAGACAUUCAAGGACUUUCCUUCAUCUGCUUUGGCCCUUUUGGAGGUUCUUCUUGCAAUAGAACCUGAGUGUCGUGGAACUGCUUCUUCAGCACUUCAGAGUGAGUUCUUUACAACAAAUCCUCUCCCAUGUGAUCCAUCUAGUUUGCCCAAGUACCCACCUAGUAAGGAGUUUGAUGCCAAGCUUCGAGAAGAGGAAUCUAGAAGGCGAAGACCAGCUGGUGGAAAAGUACAUGAACAUAAUCCAGUUAGAAAGGUUUCCAGAGAAUCUACAGCCGUGCCAGCCCCAGAUGCCAAUGCUGAGUUACAGGCAUCCAUACAGAAGCGGCAAGGACAGUUCAAUACUAAAAGCAUCAGUGAAGUACACCAUCCUGAAGAAGACAGGGGCGCUGGCUUUCGUAUUGAGCCUCCAAAAGGAACAGCAAGAGUUGUAUACUCUCAUUCUGGCCAGUCAAUGCACCCAAAUAACUUCGGAUCAUCACGGAAUAUGAAGGCACAUGAGAUUGAGUCUAUGAAGGCUUCUGCUCGAGCAUUUGGUUCUCCAAGGAAGCCUGAAGAGUUGAGAACUCAGACAACAUAUGUCCAUCGUGGAGCAGUGGAAUUGUCUAGAUUUUCUAACUCCGUUGCAGUUAGAGGCAGUUCACGAUUUGCUAUGACCAAAGAGACUAGCAUAAAUCCCCACUGGCCAGAGGAGCGUUUUACUGCCAGAUAUAACCAUAUGGAUAAUGCUGAGCCCUCUGAAAAGCAUGAAUGGUCCCAUCAUUUACUCGAUAGGCCAAAGACUUCCCAUGAGAAGGAUGAACAGCCAUCUUCCAAGGAAACGACAGUGGGUUAUGUUCCCAAGAAAAAUCGAAUCCACCAUUCUGGACCAUUGCUGCCUUCUGGAGGAAACCUUGAGGAAAUGCUCAAAGAGCACGAGAAACGAAUCCAGCAAGCUGUCCGCAAAGCUCGUUUAGACAAGACAAAGACAAAAAAUGACUUCGAUGAUAAUGGACAAACUGAAUUGCUGCUUUACCGCACGAGAAAUGGCAGGUGACAAUUGGAAAGAAGUUUAUACUGGCAUUAUUUUGAUGCAGAAGCUCUGCAGUGUGUCAUAAUUUAAUUAUUAGAAAGAAGUAUUGUCUGUUGGAGGUCUGAACAAGUCUUGCUGCUAGAAGAGGUUCAAAUAAUCAUAAAAUUCCUAUGAAUUUUCAACCCAGCAGCUUGGUACCUUUUUUGUCUUAAGUUCACUUCUAACCACAGAAAUCUUUUCUGUUUUAAGUUCACUAUGAAGUUCUAACCACAGAAAAACGGUAGAAGAUUGAGAAUGGUGGGUGGUACAUGGUGAUUGCUGUUGAGAUUUGCAUGCUGGCCAUUUUUUUGGUUGCCUUAGGGAGAGUUCCCUGACCUUAUUCAACUUUUGGAACUAUGCUUUGUACAGCUAAAGUAAGUUUCUUCCAAUUAAGUAUACUGCAUUCUUUGUAAAUGUCAAAUGAUCUGUUCGAAUUUAGUGAACUUCACUCACAGGCUAACAUUGUAUUAAGACAAUAGCCACAAAGACUGGUCCUUACAGAACACAUCAGUUGGAUCUCCAAUUUUUCUUCUU
Messenger RNA from Theobroma cacao (cacao), 3663 nucleotides. RefSeq names its product putative serine/threonine-protein kinase At1g09600. Gene Ontology annotation, biological process: positive regulation of transcription elongation by RNA polymerase II; protein phosphorylation. Lineage: Eukaryota; Viridiplantae; Streptophyta; Magnoliopsida; Malvales; Malvaceae. The record is from RefSeq and is a predicted model, not a curated record. Gene Ontology annotation, cellular component: cyclin-dependent protein kinase holoenzyme complex; nucleus. Gene Ontology annotation, molecular function: ATP binding; RNA polymerase II CTD heptapeptide repeat kinase activity.